Messenger RNA from Rotaria sordida, 219 nucleotides. Lineage: Eukaryota; Metazoa; Rotifera; Eurotatoria; Philodinida; Philodinidae. The record is from the annotation of a GenBank genome assembly.
AUGAUACGAUUUAUUCAACGUUUACUUAAAUAUACAUCAAUAAAACAUAUUGAUUAUCAAUUAUUAAUUGAUUCAUUUGGAAAACCGGAAAAACAUUUAUCAAUGUUUAAUAUUGUUCAUAUUAUUGAUAAUUGUCGAGCAGAGUUCUUUGCUGCACAUCAUGAUUAUAUAGAAAAAUUUCAAGUUAUUGAACUUCAACAAGAAUUGACAACAAUAUAA